Molecule: messenger RNA, 3346 nt
Organism: Cyprinodon tularosa
Lineage: Eukaryota; Metazoa; Chordata; Actinopteri; Cyprinodontiformes; Cyprinodontidae
Gene: pkn3
Product: protein kinase N3
Biological process (GO): protein phosphorylation; signal transduction
Molecular function (GO): small GTPase binding; protein serine/threonine kinase activity; ATP binding
Source: RefSeq, a predicted model, not a curated record
AUGGUCAGACGAAACCGAAUUAAUAUUAAAACGGCUUGCCGUAUAACAUACACCGUGACAUGCGGUAAAACCCUGAUUUCCACGCAGGGAGGAGACUGCUGGAAUGCAUCGCUGCUCACCCUCUGCAGGUGCAAUCCUCGCUGCCGCCUGAUUGGCUGCAGGUGCAUCCUUGUCCUCGCGCUCAGCCAAUCAGCGGGCCGUGACGUCAGGGCGGAUUCAAAGGUUUGACCAGAUUUGUUUCCAUCGGUGGUUCAGGAAGAAGCAGCGGCGGCCAGCUCACCUGAGCAGGUAGAUUUGUCCGAGGUUGUUUCAGCGCACCUGACCGCCAUGUCAGCCCCAGCUCCUCAGAGUUCCAAAGUGCAGCAGUUGGACAUCCUGGACCCGAAAUUCCAGCAGCAGCUGGAAAAUGCUCGGGUGCAGGUCAGGCAGGAGAUCCAGCUGGAGCUGAAGAUCAAGGAGGCGGCCGAGAGGAUGAGACGGGCCUAUACCAGCCGGAGGGGCGCCGCCGACGUGGAGGGGGAGGUGAAGGCGUCCAACCGGAAGCUGGAGGAGUUGCAUUGGCAGCUUCAGGAACUCAACGCCAUGUCCAUGGCUACAGAGAAGGACAACCAUGCAGCUGCGACUCCAGAGAAGGAGGAGAAACAGUCGUUAGAGUCGUGUCAGUGGGAGGAAGUGACAUCACCGCUGGCCAGUCGGGUCAGAACUUUGAAGAAACAGCUGACGAUGGAGACCAAAGUCAAACAGGGCGCUGAGAACAUGAUUCUGACCUACACCAACAGCUCCUUCAAGGACCGGAAGAUGCUCGCCACGGCCCAGCAGAUGUUACAGGACAGCCGGACCAAAAUCGAGCUGCUGAGGAUGCAGAUCAUUAAAGUCAGCCAGGCCCGAGAAGGAGGCGGGUCGAUUGGUCCCAACGAGGAGGUCAUCAGUCCCCUGGAGCUGCGAGUUACUGAGCUCAUGCACCGCAUGGGUAUCGAAUCUGCCGUGGCUGAAGGAGCGAAGAACGUGGUGAGGCAGCUGAGCGAGCGGAAGAUCCAGGAGCGUAGAGUACUGACUGAGGCCCAGGCCCGGGUGGAGGAGUCGUCACAGAAGGUGGACCUCCUGCGUCUCUCCCUGCAGAAACGUCUGAAUGAGCUUCCUCAGGAUCAUCCCUCAUGCGCCGCAAUCAAAGAGACUCUGCUUUCUGGGAUCCCGCCGUCUUACGGAACGCCGAAGAAGCAGGCGCACUCUCUGUCAUCUUCCUCAUCCUCCUCUUCGUCCUUCUUCAGACCGGCUAGUCUAACAGGUCGCUUGGAGGUUUGUCUGAUGGGGUGUCAGGACCUGCUGGAGUCCGUUCCGGGUCGCAGCGCCUCCCCUUUCUCCCGGCACUUAGCGGAUGGGAGGUCCGUGAAGGUGAAGGGUUCGGGACGGAGUGCCAACGGGAAGACGGGGAAGUCGGAUGAACUUUCCUCUGAGGUCAGCGCCGUGCUGAAGGUGGACAACCGGAUCGUGGGUCGGACUCACUGGAGGCCGCAGGGAAAGGAGGCCUGGGGUCAGAACUUCACCACUGAGCUGGAGCGGUCUAGGGAACUGGAAAUCGCUGUGUACUGGAGAGACUGGCGGGCUUUGAGCGGGGUGAAGUUCCUGCGGCUCGAGGACUUCCUGGACAACCAGAGACAUGGAAUGUGUGUGGAGCUGGAACCUCAAGGAAUCCUCUUCAUCGAGGUCACAUUCAUCAAUCCUGUCAUCGACCGUCCGUCUAAACUCCAAAGACAGAGAAGGAUUUUCCCAAAGGAAAAAGGAAAGAACUUCCUUCGCGCCGCUCAGAUGAACAUGAACUUUGCUACAUGGGGCCGUCUGAUGAUGAGCUUCCUGCCUCCCUGCAAUUCCCCGGAUGCCAUGAGUCCUCCGUUACCGGCUCCUGACUCUGGCUCGACAUAUUCCAGCGGUUCUCCAGCCCGAGAACAUACUGGAACCAGGCUGAAUUUUUCUGAAGAACCAAUCGGUAGAUCUCCACGUCCAUCAAGGAAGGAGACGAGAGAGUCCUCACAGGAAAAGUCUCCUGAUUGGAAAAGCAGCCUGAAACCCAGAAGACAAGCAUCCACUCGUCCUCCUCCACAGUGUGAAGAGCUGAAAAUGGAGGACUUCCAUUGUUUAUCCGUCCUUGGAAGAGGCCACUUUGGAAAGGUUCUGUUGGCCGAGUAUAAGAAGUCGGGGAAAAUGUACGCCAUCAAAGCUCUGAAGAAAGGUGACGUCAUAACACGGGAUGAAGUCGACAGCCUCAUGUGUGAAAAGCGUAUAUUCGAAGUGAUAAACUCGGCUCGUCAUCCGUUCCUGGUCAACCUGCACGGCUGUUUCCAGACUGCAGACCACGUGUGCUUCGUGAUGGCCUACUCUCCAGGAGGAGACCUCAUGAAGCACAUCCACACCAACAUCUUCUCUGAGAAACAAACUCUGUUCUACUCUUCGUGCGUUCUGCUCGGUCUGGAGUUCCUCCAUCAGAACAAAAUAGUUUACAGGGAUCUGAAACUGGAUAACCUGUUGAUGGAUGCUGAUGGAUACGUCAGGAUUGCAGAUUUUGGUUUAUGCAAAGAAGGAAUGGGCCAUGGGGAUCGGACCAACACCUUUUGCGGCACCCCAGAGUUUCUGGCUCCAGAGGUUCUGACUGAAAACAGCUACACCCGCAGUGUGGACUGGUGGGAACUGGGAGUUCUGAUCUAUGAGAUGCUGGUGGGGGAGUCUCCUUUCCCAGGUGACGAUGAGGAGGAAGUGUUCGACAGCAUCGUCAAUGAAGAAGUGCGGUACCCGCGUUCCCUCUCCCAAAAGUCAGCGUCUCUCAUGCAGAAGCUGCUGCAGAAAGAUCCAGAGCUGAGACUGGGAUCCGGAGAGGAAGACGCCGCCGAGAUCAAACGACACCAAUUCUUUCAGGGAAUGGACUGGGACGCCCUCCUGGCAAAGAAGAUGAAGCCACCCUUCCUGCCGGCGAUCAAAGCGCCGCAGGACGUCAGCAACUUCGACGAGGAGUUCACUCGUCUGAAGCCGGUUCUGACGCUGCCUCGGACGCCAUGCGUCGUCACAGCGGAUCAGCAGGACGUCUUCAACGACUUUGACUUCUCCCUGAUCAGCUGACCAGUUUGCUGAUGGUUUUUAAGCUCUCUGAAGGUUUUCUUUUUUUUUUUACACUGGAACGCUGCACUUUGCUCUCUGUCUAACCUGUAAAUAUCCCUGAAGGCCAAAAUCUCUGAAUGUAUCUGAUAGUUUUAAAUUAUUCUGCUGAAAUGUAGAUGUGAGGAAGAUGAUGUAUGAAACCCACCAGCCUGCGUUUAAAGUGACAAUAUAUAAAUAAAAGCUGGACUUUAACUUCUCA